Messenger RNA from Empidonax traillii (willow flycatcher), 4632 nucleotides. It is a transcript of the gene ANO6, whose product is annotated as anoctamin 6. Gene Ontology annotation, molecular function: protein dimerization activity; chloride channel activity. The transcript has 20 exons. Gene Ontology annotation, biological process: calcium activated phosphatidylcholine scrambling; calcium activated phosphatidylserine scrambling; chloride transmembrane transport. Bases 76 to 2802 code for a protein of 908 amino acids. Gene Ontology annotation, cellular component: plasma membrane. NCBI's taxonomy places the organism in Eukaryota, Metazoa, Chordata, Aves, Passeriformes, Tyrannidae. The record is from RefSeq and is a predicted model, not a curated record.
GGCAGGCAGGGCUCGGGGCGGGCUCGCCUCCCCGGCGGCGGGGGAGAGGGUGAGGGGGGCUGCAACUUCGGGAAGAUGAAUGUGAAGAGCCAGGAUGUACUGCUGGAUUUGGAGGAGGAGGAGGAGGAAGAUGAUGAUGAUGGGGAUAUCGUCUUGGAACUGAACCAGGUGAUUAUUCCUACUUACGGAACUGUGCCGGAUCAGCAAAACCUUCGUACUCCUGAAUGGGUGGAUUUUGAUGAUAAGCCUGAUUCCUUGUUCUUCAGUGAUGGGCAGAGAAGAAUUGACUUUGUUUUGGUGUAUGAAGAUGAAAGUAAAAAAAUUACUCAUAAGAGGAGUGAUCGUAAAAAGCAUAAGAGGAAGAGACAAGUAUAUGAAUCAAACCUGAUAAACAACGGCUUGCAACUAGAAGCAACGAGGUCGGUUUUGGAUGAGAAACUUAUUUUUGUGAAAGUGCAUGCACCUUGGGAAGUGUUGUGCACGUAUGCCGAGGUUAUGCACAUCAAAAUGCCUCUGCAACACAAUGACCUGAAAACCCAAGACUCAGCUUUCAACUGGUUUAGUAGACUCUUCAGAGUGGAUGAAAAUAUCAUCAAACCUGAACAAGAGUUUUUCACUGCCCCUUUUCAAAAGGAACAUUUGUCAAACUUUUAUAUCCAUGACAAAGACACAUUUUUCAAUCCUGCAACCAGAAGCCGAAUAGUUCAUUUUAUCCUGUCCCGUGUGGAAUAUGCAACCAAAAACAAUGUGAAAAAGUUUGGCAUUAACAAAUUACUGGACACUGGAAUCUACAAAGCAGCAUUUCCCCUUCAUGAUUCUAAUUUUAGGAACCUGUCAACUGAUCCCAACUGCCCAAGUGAACGAUAUCUUCUUUACAGAGAAUGGGCUCAUCCUAAAAACAUCUUCAAACUGCAACCCCUGGAUUUCAUCAGGAAAUACUACGGAGAGAAAAUUGGCAUCUACUUUGCUUGGCUGGGCUUUUACACCAAUAUGCUGACUGUGGCUGCAGUUGUAGGAGUUGGAUGUUUUCUUUAUGGAUACCUGACAAAGGACAACUGCACGUGGAGCCAAGAAGUAUGUGAUCCCAACAUAGGAGGUAAUAUCAUAAUGUGCCCUCAGUGUGAUAAAGUAUGUACCUACUGGAACCUCACCACCACUUGUGAAUCAUCCAAGAAACUCUGUAUAUUUGAUAGCUUUGGAACGCUGGUGUUUGCGGUAUUUAUGGGGAUAUGGGUUACUUUGUUUUUGGAGUUCUGGAAGCGACGGCAGGCUGAGCUGGAGUAUGAGUGGGACACGGUCGAGUACUUGGAACAAGAAGAACAGGUUCGCCCAGAAUAUGAAGCUCGGUGCACUCACGUAGUAAUGAAUGAAAUCACACAGCAAGAAGAACAUGUGCCAUACACUGCCUGUGGGAAGUGCAUACGGAUGACUUUCUGUACAAGUGCCAUCUUCUUCUGGAUCCUUUUGAUUAUUGCUUCAGUUAUUGGAAUCAUUGUCUACAGGCUCUCGGUUUUCCUGGUGUUCUCUGCAACAUUGUCACAGCACAUUAGUGGAACGGAGGUGAUCAGCAAGUACCUGACUCCGCAGACAGCCACUUCAAUAACUGCUUCCCUCAUCAGCUUUGUAGUCAUUAUGAUUCUCAACAUCAUCUAUGAAAAAGUGGCAAUCUUGAUUACUGACUUCGAACUUCCAAGGACACAGACCGAUUAUGAAAACAGUUUGACCACAAAGAUGUUCUUGUUCCAGUUUGUCAACUACUAUUCUUCAUGCUUCUACAUAGCCUUCUUUAAGGGUAAAUUUGUAGGUCACCCUGGAAAUCCAAUUUAUUGGCUGGGAAAGUAUCGCAAUGAAGAGUGUGAUCCAGGUGGAUGUCUCCUUGAGCUCACAACCCAGCUUGCCAUCAUUGUAGGAGGUAAAGCUAUCUGGAACAAUAUUCAAGAAGUGCUUCUUCCCUUGGUCAAGAACCUAAUUGGAAGAUACUCUGCAGCUGCUAGAUCAGAAAAAGUUCUUCCACGCUGGGAAGAAGACUACCAUCUGCAGCCCAUUGGAAAACUUGGACUGUUUUAUGAGUAUCUUGAAAUGGUCAUACAGUUUGGCUUUGUGACUCUGUUUGUGGCAUCAUUCCCCCUGGCUCCUCUUCUGGCUCUUAUUAACAACAUGUUGGAAAUCCGGUUGGAUGCCUGGAAGCUGACAACUCAAUUCAGGCGCAUGGUUCCGCAGAAGGCACAAGAUAUUGGUGCCUGGCAGCCCAUCCUGCAGGGCAUAGCCAUUCUGGCUGUGGUCACCAAUGCUAUGAUCAUUGCUUUUACAUCUGACAUGAUUCCUCGUCUGGUUUAUUACUGGUCCUUUUCGGUCCCUCCUUAUGGGAGUCACAGCAGUCAGACUAUGAAAGGGUAUAUAAACAGCACCCUUUCUGUCUUCAAUAUAUCGGACUUCAAGAAUGCAAGCAAGCCAUUUUCCCCUUGGUUUGGGAACCAAACGAUAUGCAGAUACCGGGAUCUCCGCUACCCUCCUGGUCACCAGCACCAAUAUGAGCAUAACAUAUACUACUGGCAUGUCACUGCAGCCAAGCUGGCUUUCAUCAUUGUCAUGGAGCAUGUCAUAUACUUUGUGAAGUUUAUUAUUUCAUAUGCAAUCCCGGAUGUAUCAGAAAAGACCAAGAGCAAGGUCAAACGAGAGAAAUACCUCACACAAAAACUCUUGCACGAGAACGAUCUCAAAGUUGUGAAAAAAAACAUGGGUAAAAUAGCCGACAAAGUUACCAAAGGAGCAGGCAGCACUUUCCAACCUAAAGCUGAAUAAGUACUUUUCAUAUAGAAUAACAGUAUUUAGCCAACUAUUACCCGUCCAGAUAUUACCUAUAGCUAAUAAAACACUUCGGAUUAAUUUCUUUUACUAAACAUUGUUUCUUGCAACUGUUACCUACUCAUUUACCAGUUUCCCUUAGACAAAUGCAACCACUGCAACUCAGGUAAGAGUUAUCCGUUUUUUAAACAGCUUUAGUAGGAAUUUUUUUGUUAACAUGGGAAGAUAAAAAUUACUUAUCAUCUUAAGGCAGUGCAGAUUAACUCCCAAAUACAUAGAGUGCUUUCUGCUUUUUUUAGGCAGAUACUAGAUAACUAGUUUGAAUUGAAUACGAAUGAUUUGUGGUAAAAAUGUCAUCACAUCUAAUGAAGGAGUUUUGAUUGCUUCCUAAUGCAAACCUCAACUAUAAAAUGAAAGGGAAAAGCCAAAAUAUGAAGGAAAGAGAAAGAAAAUACAACUCAAAAUCACGUUGUUAAGCCAUUGGAAUUGACAUGCUAAGAGCAGUUGUUUGCUAGCCUGAAUUACCUAUGCAUACUGAGACUUAAAUGGAUAACAAGAUAUUUCAAUUAAUCACGGACUUGGAUCACGAGAAGGAACAGGACUGUAAGUCCACCCUGUUCAUCAAUCUCAGUGUAAACAGGAGAAUUCCCUUGAAAUCAAUGCAUACAAGCUAACUUUAUGGUACUCCAAGUGAGUAAAAAACUCAGGCAUUUUAUCUUUCCCCAGUCAAUGUAUUUUCAUUAGCUGACUUGCCCAUUCUACACUAAAUGCCCACAGCCUUGAAGGUCUCCUACCUGUAAAAGCAAUAAGUGUCAAAAGUCUUUUCACGUACUAAAUCAAUAUCUGUGGAGAGCUGUCUUUUGCAUUUCUCUCACACCAGGAACGCUGUGUUCUUCCCUGAGAUUUUGACAUGGGACAAAUGUGCAGCUGGACCUGCUAUGAUACAACAUAGUGUGAUAAAGUGAAUUCUGACAAGACUAUGAAUCUAUUGAAACUGGAGAUUGGAAGAAACCAUUUAAUAGGCCUUAAACAUGCUAUGAAGCUUUAAAUAACAAGGAAAGAUGUUAGAAGUGUGGAGGCAUGUGCUACAGCUAUCAGUCAUCCUCAAAUUAGGCUGCAGAUCCGCUUGGCUAUUUUGGGACCAGCUGCAAACUGAGAAAUAGGGAAGUAAAGUGCUGCUAUAUGUCUGCAGCAGUGAUAUUCCAGAUUAUUAACUUGCUUUCUCUUUUAACAGUUUUAAUGGACCAAUUUCUAUAAAUUUCUAUAAAUCACAAAACCCCAAUCUUGUUAAAAAAGCAAAAAUAUGCUUGUACUCUAUAAACCAGGUGAUUACUUUGUGUCUGUAAUUUUGUACAAAUUUUGUACUCUUCUUUAAUGCAAUAGAUAGGCAGAAUUUUUAGGCACAUUAUUCAGAUAGCUUUUUAUGUAUUAAGUUCAUUUGCAGAAACUAAGUAACAUUUAUAAGGUAAAUAUUAUUACAUUAAUAAUCAUAAGGAAUCAAACCUCAGAAUUUUGUAGCAAAGCUUCCAAAUACUGGCUGCUGUGUAGCUCAAGCCUGUCUUUUGAAGAAAAUCAUACAGAACCAUAGGAUCAAUUAGCUUGGAAAAGACCUAGAAGAUCAUCCAGCCAUAAGCCCAAGACUGCCAAGUCUGUAACUUAACCAUGUCCUGGACUACCACAGCUAUAUGUAUUUUAGGUAUCACUCUCUGGGCCCAGCCAUCCAGCCAGUUUUUCACCCAGUGAACAGUAUGUCUGUCCAAACCAUGAGCAGCAGCUCAGAUCCCGUCCAACCCCAGAGGCUUGUGUGUGUGUAAGUGAUGUAGCAGG